CCUAAGCAGUCGGUUGAGCAAAGCCUGAAUGAGUCAAAGAGAUUUGCUACGUAAUAUAACCUCGCCGACGGAGCCCCUCGACGGCAUUCGAACAGCGACCGCCAUGGCUCUCGCACGCGCCUCCUGUCUGCUUCUGCUUCUCUUCGCCGGGGCCUUGGGUGCCCCCCCUCCCCCCUCAACCCCUUCUGCAGCCACCCCAGAGACAUCCCAGAGCCCAGAGUCCCUCGCCAAGGCCCCAAGGAUCGUCGGGGGCGUGGGGGCGAGCCUCGGGGAGCUCCCGUACAUGGUGAGCCUCCAGGACACCUCCUUCGGCAGCGUGGUCCACUUCUGCGGCGGCGCCAUCUACGACCAUACACACGUCGUCACGGCCGCUCACUGCGUCUCCUCCGUCGAUAUCUCGGCGCUGCAGGUCGUGGCGGGCGAGACCGACCUCAGCGUGACGGAGGGCACGGAGCAGCCUCUUCAGGUGGCGUCCAUCCUCCUUCACCCAGACUUCAGGGAGAUCGACUACUUUAACGACAUCGCUCUGCUCAAACUCAGCGGGAAAUUCGUGUUCAACGAGUUCGUGCAGCCCGUGCAGAUGCCCGGCGGGAGAGAGGCCUCGGGGUCGUGCGUCGUGUCCGGCUGGGGCGCCACGCGGGAGAACGGGGACAUGAUCGACCUCCUGAAGAAGGUGUCGGUGCCGGUGUGGACGGAUUCGGACUGUCGCCAGAUCUACGGGGCGGAGAGUAUCCUGGACUCGAUGGUCUGCGCCGGACUCGAGGAGGGAGGGAAGGACGCGUGCCACGGGGAUUCGGGGAGUCCCCUGAUGUGCUACGACAGCGGGUCGGAGGCCUUCUUCGCGGGAGUCAUGUCCUGGGGCUAUGGGUGCGCGCGACCCGACCGACCCAGCGUGUACUCCGAGGUCUCCCACUUCAGCAACUGGCUCGAGCAAAAUAUCUAAUGGGGCGGUGGACGGACCUUGCCCUUCUCGCGUCUGCCUGAUUGCUGUCUCUCUGUUUCGCACGGUUUAUCUGUCCCUUUGUCUCUGUCAGUUUCUGGCUCUCUCUGUUUUUUUUUUGUCCCUUUCUGCCUCUUUCUUUUUUCUGUCUGUCUCUCUCUCUCUCUCUCUCUCUCUCUCUCUCUCUC
Penaeus vannamei (Pacific white shrimp) is the source of this 1128-nucleotide messenger RNA. Its product is annotated as trypsin-1. The record is from RefSeq and is a predicted model, not a curated record. Gene Ontology annotation, biological process: proteolysis. Lineage: Eukaryota; Metazoa; Arthropoda; Malacostraca; Decapoda; Penaeidae. Gene Ontology annotation, molecular function: serine-type endopeptidase activity.